GCUAUGCGGCCUCCUAUCGAAGCUGUGCAGCCCGAGCUCCCCGAAGAUUUGCUCCCCGGCCUCUCGGCACAGAUCCAGGCCAAUAUGUCGGAGCCGGCAGUCGACCUGGUCCAGGCUCAGCGCAAGGUGAGAGAGAAGACGAGGCUCGAGGCGGCAGCCAAAGUAGUGAAGGACGCCGAAGAAAAGCAGGCCAAAACCGCAGCAAAAACGAAGGGCAAAGGUCGGGGCAGGGGACGUGGCCGCCGUGAGCAGCAGGAGCCAAGCAGCGAACAGGCCCCAAAGGAGCAGGAGCCAAGCAGCGAACAGGCCCCAAAGGAGCAGGAGCCAAGCAGCAAAAAGGCCCCAAAGGAGCAGGAGCCAAGCAGCAAAAAGGCCCCAAAGGAGCAAGAGUCAAGCAGCAAAAAGGCCCCAAAGAAGCAAGAGCCAAGCAGCGAACAGGCACCAGAGGAGCAGGAGCCAGAACCCGAGAAGGAAGCCGCAAAGAAGCUAGGUCGGGGGAAAAAGCCACCGGUAGCCAAGUCGACCCCGGAAGACAGCCCACGUGCAGCCCUUUGGCAGACGAAG
Messenger RNA from Symbiodinium sp. CCMP2456, 564 nucleotides. NCBI's taxonomy places the organism in Eukaryota, Dinophyceae, Suessiales, Symbiodiniaceae. The record is from the annotation of a GenBank genome assembly.